Messenger RNA from Mya arenaria, 1999 nucleotides. RefSeq lists its product as uncharacterized. The transcript has 3 exons. The record is from RefSeq and is a predicted model, not a curated record. Bases 155 to 1354 code for a protein of 399 amino acids. Lineage: Eukaryota; Metazoa; Mollusca; Bivalvia; Myida; Myidae. Gene Ontology annotation, biological process: regulation of apoptotic process.
UCCACUUGAGUUCAGCUGUGAUUUCGGUAUAAAUGACUAAGAAUAACUAAAUAAGUUAACUGAUAUCACUUUUGAUAUAAACACAGCACAAAAUUGUUAUCAAUGUACUUCUUAAUCAAUGUUCCGUUUGGAAUCAUUUAAUAACUGUGUUUGAAUGUGCGGAAUACUAAAGACAAAAAUGGCGACUUCAAAUACUUCAAUAGAGCAAUGGAAAAGAACCGUAGACGACAAGCUGUGCACUAUAGAAGCACAAGUUAAAGAAAUAAACAAAAAGGUUGAAAUAUUACUGAAAACUGCAAGAGUGCCAAAACACAGAACGAGCCUUCCAGCUACGCGAAAACCUUUGUCCUUUUGCGACCUUGACAUCAGGCAGCUGCAACACCUUCAACAAGCUAUCAAAGUAAAUCUGUGCACGUUUGUGGAUGAUUUGUCACUAGAGGGAGGAGAGGUCCUAGACAGAUUAGUUGAAGAAAGUUGCAUAAACGAUGAAGAGUACCACAGUAUUAGAUCUCGGUCGACACCAAAGGAUAAGUGUAGGUUAUUGAUGGUCAAAAUAAAGAACAAAGCACCUCAUGUUAUUCUACAGUUUCUAAAUGUUUUAAAAGAGGAGACUUUAAAUGCUCACAUUGUGAAAAAGGUAAAUGAAUCUCUUGAACAGAUUUCAAAAACGAAAGCCACCAGGAAGUGUUUGAUCUGCAUCAUGAAAGCUACAGUAGACAUAAGAGAUAUUGCAGAUGAACUUCUCAGCAAAGAAAUGAUACAGGAUGAUCUGUAUGAAAAGAUAGUACAAGCUGAGAGCCCACAUAAUUUAUGUCCUCAAUUUUGGGAAUGUAUUAUUGAACACAUUAAGGAGUCAUCAGAUCAGCGGAAAGAUAUUGAAGACUUAAAGGAUUGUCUGAACAAGCAAUAUUCUCAUAUAGCCUCCUGUCUAGCAGACGUAGAAUGCCAUACGAUACUACAAUGCUGCUUCUGUACAUAUCAUAGGCGCAACAAGGGUACGAGGCAAAGAGAAAGCUUCUUCGAAACUGACACUGAUAUGAGUACGACAUCAGAAAGACCAGAGCUUAGUGACACUGACAGUUUACUGUCAUCGUUCCACAGCUUCCAUGAAGAGGCGGAAGUAUUUAAAAGGCCGACAGGAAUAAGGGCUACAGACAGAUUAAAUUUAAGAAGUAAGAAAAUACAAGAGAUUAAUCACUUCCUGAAACACGACUAUAAUCUAAACGAAAUGUUAAACGAUGCUGAAAAAACUGCUGUGAAAAGAACGGAUUCACGUAAAAAUAGAGGAGUCCUUUCUGACAUUGAAGAAGUAACUGAUGAAAUUACGAGUCCAACACAAAGCACGUGGCUUUGAAGAGGUUCGACAUAAAAAGGUUCAAGAAAGUAGUUCAAAAGUGUCAAACUGAAAAGAAAGGGCAUCACCAAAUGCACUAGCAAUAUUAAAGAGAUCAAUUGAAUUCAUGUCUUUUGAUAUAAACGAAAACUUCCCCAGACUGACGAAAAAGGUCAAAAUUGUACACGUGUCGUAUCAUACAGAGAUACAUCUGCAAAAUUGGAAAAGCACAAAGUGAUAGAAGUGAAAUAUAACUUGAUUGAUUCAAUGAACAAUUGAUAUAUUAGAUGUAGUGGAUCACAUUCAGACUUUCGCUCUGGAAAAUGGCCCGACGAUUACGAUAAUACUGGGUCACCCAAGGCAACAUCGAGACUCGGUAUCAGUAAACUUUCUAGCGAACUUGAAUCUCAAGUGAAAACUAUUAAACAUAUUUACACAAAAGUCUUCAAAACCCCUGUAUGCGAUUGCUAUACAUAAACUGGUUAAUGAUUUCAGUGCACUUUUAUAUGCAAAAAAUCACUUAUGGUUUUCGAGUAGUUGUAUCAUAUAGAUCAAUUGCACGAAGACUAUGUUUUCUUUACAAAACAAGUACUUUAAAGAUGAUCCUUUUUAGAAGUUUUCCUGUUGAACAUUUUUGGGGAUGAUGCAUAAAACGAAGCUGAUCUA